Brassicogethes aeneus is the source of this 1000-nucleotide messenger RNA. The record is from the annotation of a GenBank genome assembly. NCBI's taxonomy places the organism in Eukaryota, Metazoa, Arthropoda, Insecta, Coleoptera, Nitidulidae.
CAACAUUGUCUGUAAGACGUAAAAGUUAGACAAAUGACGUGUUAAAAUAAAUACAUAAAAUCUUUUUUGAGAUUUUUUAAGUUAUAUCAAUUAAUGGCGUACCAUGCAGAUUCCAGAGGUUUUUGGAAACAUAAAUCAAGCACAUUGGUCACAAGAUGUGCAGAUAUUGUAUUGAGAAAUUUACCUUUAAUCGACGUUACAAGUUUGGAAUACCUGCCUCCAGAUUUGCAGGAUUUAUUUCUAUACAAAAUAACCUAUUCUGAAAGUCUGUUAAAAGUUAUUAACUUUCGAGAAAUAUUUCCUGUCUUACUGAAUGGUAGCACUAAGAAAAUAAAUCUUAAGAAGUAUUCUGCAGCAUGUAAGCUUAAUGAUAGCUCUCUGGAGGCUAUGGAAAAAUGUGUCAAUUUAAAACACCUAUUUUUUCCUGAUAAUACAGAUUUUACAGCUGAAGGAUUAAAAAAACUGUUUGUGAAAUUGCCAAAUCUUCAGCAAUUGCAUUUACCUUCAUGUGAAGCGCUGGAUGAUGAAGUGGCUCAAAUAAUUGCAGCUAAUUGCCUUCAACUGAGAUUUAUUAACGUUUUUGCCAGCAAAAUUACCGAUAUUGGCUUGAAGGAGUUAAAAAAUCUUGACCAUUUAGAAUAUGUAUCAUUUUCCAACACCAAGGUCGGCCAUGAGGGUAUAACAGCCUUGGUGGAAGGAAACAGCGGACAAAAUCUCAUAGAAUUAAAAAUCGACAAUUGUCCGAACGUUAAAGUAGAAACUUUACGACGGAUAGUCGAAUGCUGCCCAAAACUCGAAAUAUUACUGUUUUAUAACUGUGAUCCGUCUACAUCCAGACAUGACAUGAUGUCUGUAUUAGAGGAUAUUAAUAUGAAAAAUAUGAAGCAGCUCACAUGGAGUGUAAAUUGGUGAAUCAACUUGUAUUCAAAAUGGAUUUGUGCCUUUAGGAGUAAAUUAAGAAAAAGAUGUUUUAUACCUUUUUCUUCAAGGCGUUUCACCU